Notothenia coriiceps (black rockcod) is the source of this 799-nucleotide messenger RNA. Its product is annotated as tubulin alpha chain-like. Gene Ontology annotation, cellular component: microtubule. The record is from RefSeq and is a predicted model, not a curated record. Gene Ontology annotation, biological process: microtubule-based process. The coding region runs from base 1 to 516 and encodes 171 amino acids. Gene Ontology annotation, molecular function: structural constituent of cytoskeleton; GTP binding. The transcript is spliced from 2 exons. Lineage: Eukaryota; Metazoa; Chordata; Actinopteri; Perciformes; Nototheniidae.
AUGGCACCGCACCCCAGUGAAAAGUGGUUGACUACCGCCCGAGCUUCCUCCUUAAUCAAACUAAAGGACUCGUGCCAAUUCGACGACCCGCACAUUCGAAAGAGACGCCUCUAUUGCCCCUCUCACGGCGUUCCCAAAGACGUGAACGCUGCCAUUGCCACCAUCAAAACCAAGCGCUCCAUCCAGUUUGUGGACUGGUGCCCCACUGGUUUCAAGGUGGGCAUCAACUACCAGCCGCCCACUGUAGUUCCUGGUGGAGACCUGGCCAAGGUCCAGAGGGCUGUGUGCAUGCUGAGCAACACCACUGCUAUUGCAGAGGCCUGGGCUCGGCUUGACCACAAGUUUGAUCUGAUGUACGCUAAGCGUGCCUUUGUGCACUGGUAUGUGGGUGAGGGUAUGGAGGAGGGAGAGUUCUCUGAGGCCAGAGAGGACAUGGCCGCUCUGGAGAAAGAUUACGAGGAGGUUGGAGUCGACUCCAUUGAGGGUGAGGGAGAGGAAGAGGGAGAGGAAUAUUAAGGGACAAAAAGGCAUUAGUUAAACAUGAUACAAUUAAUUCUAAAAAAUUAAUGUUUAACUAUCAUUACAAGUUCGGACAUUGAGGGUGAGGAAGAGGGAGAGGAAGAGGAAUAGGUCCAAUAAGAAAAACCCCUUGAAAGUUUCAUUCCUUACCAAUACGCAGAAGCCUAAAAUCUUGCCUUUGUACUAGAAAUGUAAACGUGUUUCUAUUCCAAAUGUGUCACUGUAGUUGCAAAAAAACAAUUGGAUGGUUUAUGGAGUGUAAAUAAACUUUGGAAAAGUA